AUGCAGCGCGGCGCGCUGUCCCCGGUGCUGAUGCUCAGCGCUGCCCCGGAGCCUCCGCCGCGCCCGCCUCCCGCCCUCUCGCCGCCGGGCCCGGGCCCCUGCCAUGGCUCAGCUCGGCCCGGUCCUGCCCCAGAGCCGUCGGGGGGCCUGGGCGCGGCGCUCGACAGCAGCCUGCGGGCCGCCGUGGCAUUCAAGGCGGAGGGCCAGCGCUGCUACCGAGAGAAGAAGUUCCGGGAAGCCAUCGGCAAGUAUCAUCGGGCGCUGCUGCAGCUGAAGGCGGCGCAGGGGGCCCGCCCUGGAGGCCUGCCCGCCCCCGCCCCCGGGCCCGCCACCAGCCCGGGGCCAGCCCGCCUCAGCGAGGAGCAGCGGCGCCUGGUGGAGAACACGGAGGUGGAAUGUUAUGACUCUCUCACGGCCUGCCUGCUGCAGUCGGAGCUGGUGAACUACGAGCGGGUGCGCGAGUACUGUCUCAAGGUGCUGGAGAAGCAGCAGGGCAACUUCAAGGCCACCUACCGCGCCGGCAUCGCCUUCUAUCACCUGGGCGACUACACGCGCGCGCUGCGCUACCUGCAGGAGGCCCGCAGCCGGGAGCCCACAGACACCAAUGUCCUGCGCUACAUCCAGCUGACUCAGCUGAAGAUGAACCGGUGUGGCCUCCAGCGGGAAGACAGUGGGGCCGGGGCCGGGGCUGGGACGCGGGACGUCAUUGGCUGA
Messenger RNA from Equus quagga, 714 nucleotides. It is a transcript of the gene TTC9B, whose product is annotated as tetratricopeptide repeat domain 9B. Bases 1 to 714 code for a protein of 237 amino acids. Gene Ontology annotation, molecular function: protein binding. The record is from RefSeq and is a predicted model, not a curated record. The transcript is spliced from 3 exons. NCBI's taxonomy places the organism in Eukaryota, Metazoa, Chordata, Mammalia, Perissodactyla, Equidae.